AAACGAAGCGCCCUUUUCCUGAAGCUUUUGUCACUGCAGCCUGCGUCCCUUCUUUUCCCCUAUUCUUUUAUCUACACUUUCGUUGCCCGCCAUCAUCCCUUUGCCCAGAAGCAUUUAUGCCUUGGCUCGCUCUUUCGUUAUCGCCGCCCUUCAAAGGGAUGACAUCUUGACUGAAUUCGAAAAUUGCAUAAUAGCAAGCUACGAAAGUCGACUGACUUUGCAACCGCGCUAUGCAAGUUCGACCAUAUUUUCUUAUCGGCUCAAAUGUUCUUAUCGCAUUAAUAUCGAUAAGACUUCUUCAGUUUCACAAAGACCACCAGAAUUGUCAUUUCGAAUCAUUCGGCCUGUACCCGCUUUGUGAUAUUGACGGAGAGACGCGUGGACAAAAACGACGAUUUCAAGAUGAUGGGAAUGUAUUUUCACUUCGGCGUAGCCGAAACGAUACUCUUCUCGGUAUGGAGAACCACCGACGUGCAAGGUAUCGUGGGCUCGAUGAUUGGGAUCGUUCUUCUGGCUGCUAUUUACGAAGGACUCAAAAAUUAUCGAGAACAUCUUUAUGUCAAUACUAUGAUCUCGGCAAAGGCCAGCGGUAAACGACGAUCACGAAGGGAUAUUUUAUUUUCGGGAAUACACUUUUAUCAAACUAUUCUUCACAUGAUACAAUUCGUUAUUGGAUACUUCCUGAUGUUCAUCUUCAUGACGUACAACGUCUGGCUGGCACUCGCAACCGUCAUUGGCACUGGUUUGGGAUAUUGGCUUUUUUCUUGGAACAAACUCACGAGCGAGAACAACGAUUGUUGCGGCUGAAAUAGGCCCCUUCUUCCAAGCACUCAUUUUAUGGUGGAAAGACUGACUUUUGAUGAUUCCAACUCGAAGCAAAGGAUCCAAAGAAUGUACUGAGCUUGAAUAAACGUAAUAACGGAUUUUUUUUUCAAUUGUGAAUCCACACAAAUGAACUACUCUUUUGGUGAAAUGUUUUUUAACGGAUUCGUUCCUUCAUGCAUUAAAUUCAUGCGCACGUCUGUAAUAAAAAUGUUUUUCAACAUCGCGUCAAUGGCACAAUAUUAAACAUAUGGGAGCUCUUUUUUCAUCCUUGACUCGACAUGAAAACUGAUGUUGCACACUUCAUGCUGGUGAAACUCACCGAAUAAUUUCUAUUCAUGGCCUAAAUAUGGGAAGCCACUUCUGUACAAAUAACCGUAAUGAAUGUAAGGAAUGUCGCUGAUAUUUCGUAAGGAAGGCAUUAGAUUGUAUCGUGUAUGAAGGCCUCAGUGGGAAUCCAUAUUUUUAUCUGUAAUUCUAUUUUCAACGAUAAGAAUCUCUCUCGUUCGGCUGUAAGUUUAUUUGAAGACACACUAUACAAAAAUUGUAGUUCGAUUUUGAUAAAAUUGAUAAAUUCAUGCGUUUUUAAUUUCAUGAUUUUUCUUCCGAAAAAACCUAUUCGAUCGGAUCAGCGAGGGCCGGAUGUAGAUAUCUACGGCCGAGUAUUUGAUCAAAAUUGAAACGAUUGUAUCUCUUUAUACCAACUCGGAGUACGUGUUAUCUUUCACGAGUCGUUUCUUUUAUCUUUCAUACUGUAUCGGUCCGUUUAUACUCGUUCUUUGCUUUCUCUCCAAACACCGCUGGUUGAGUACAUCAGUACAUUCUCGAAUUCCCAACGAAUAUACUCGCGCUCGAAGCGAACGUUAUUACGCUCAAUUAUUAUCAAGCACAAAAUGUCCAGUAAUUUUGCUAGUACGAAUGAGAUUUGCGGUUGUGACAAAAGUGAAAAAUCGUUGGGUCAACUCAUCCUCAGCUGGGAUAAAUUCAACUUAACGGUCUGGUUGGGGUUCAUUGUCUCGUUCAUCAUCUGGGGUAUCGCUUUUUUCGCUGCUUACCAACCCGCUCCGAAACAAGAUGGUGGCGGCUCAAUGGGCCCUGAUAUGCACCAUAACAUGUCAAUGCGGGCGAUGUUCUGAUCGAAAUCAUGGACCAAACAGUCACCAGGAAUGGAAGUAUGGAUAAUUUUUUUUUUCAGAACGUUUUGAUCGAUGAAAGAGGAUAAUUGAAGAUGCACACUUCACACAAAAAAUGACGACUUGACAGAAUGUAGAAAUAGUGGCUGAAAAAUGAAAUAACGAUUUUGCAUAUUGAGUAUUGUAACUAUUUUUUUGGUCGGAUAUACUAAAUUUAUGUGCUCGAGCUAUCGAUUUAUCGUACAUUCCUGUAUGGGUUACGAAAGUAUAUCGAGACCUUUUUUCGUCGACCAAACUCACCGUUCAAAGAUUCACGAGUUUGAGCCUCUUGAAAAAUGCAUGCUCGACGUCCACCGUGAAUUUGGUCCAGAGGAAGACUAAAUAAACAAUGAAUAUCGAAAAAUUUAUGCGGAGUCCCGUUACGUUAUCGAUUGUUAUUGAAAUGUUGAAUCUGUAUUGCGAGCUUAGUAUAUUUUACAAACGAAAAUAAAAAAACCGAUUGAACAACAACGGAACCUCGAA
This is a messenger RNA of Venturia canescens, 2477 nucleotides long. RefSeq names its product high affinity copper uptake protein 1-like. The record is from RefSeq and is a predicted model, not a curated record. Lineage: Eukaryota; Metazoa; Arthropoda; Insecta; Hymenoptera; Ichneumonidae. Bases 403 to 807 code for a protein of 134 amino acids. Gene Ontology annotation, molecular function: copper ion transmembrane transporter activity. Gene Ontology annotation, biological process: copper ion transmembrane transport. Gene Ontology annotation, cellular component: plasma membrane. The transcript is spliced from 5 exons.